AUGGGCAAAAAGAAGAAACUUCUCAUUACUUUCGAUGAAGAAAAGCGGAAAGAUUAUCUAACAGGCUUCCGCAAACGAAAACAGGAGCGCCGGGAGAAGGCUCGCGUGGAAAAUGAAUCAAAAUUAAAGGAAGAAAUUCGAAACGUUAAGCAGGCUUAUCGUGAUAAAUUCAUGGAAAAACUAAGCGAGGUAAAAUUACCGAAUUUUCUUGCUGAUGAUUUUAACGUUGUAUCCAAAUGUACAACAACGGAUACCGGUGAUCACACUGUCAGUGUUGAGGAAAUUGAUAUUGCUCAGUCACAGUACUUUAUGGGUCCAAAGAAUGACACUUCCGAAACUUCUGCCAAACCAGUCAUCAAUAAUGCCGUCCCACUUAAGAAAGCACUAAAAAUGGAACCAAAAGUCGCCAAGUGGAAGAAGAAAAGGAUAAACAAGAAAGUUGCACAUUAUGGAUCUAAUCAGCGUCGAAAGAAUCUACGAAAUGCUCAGAAACAGAAGCGCAAGAAGUGA
Rodentolepis nana is the source of this 510-nucleotide messenger RNA. Lineage: Eukaryota; Metazoa; Platyhelminthes; Cestoda; Cyclophyllidea; Hymenolepididae. The record is from the annotation of a GenBank genome assembly.